Molecule: messenger RNA, 2853 nt
Organism: Rhagoletis zephyria (snowberry fruit fly)
Lineage: Eukaryota; Metazoa; Arthropoda; Insecta; Diptera; Tephritidae
Source: RefSeq, a predicted model, not a curated record
AUGAGCUACGUGUUGAUGCCCUCCGAGAUUGCUCGGCUCGUUUACGGUUACAUUGACGAUCUUGAUGGAUGCAAAGACGUUGCUAAACAGUUUUUGGAGACGUGCCCGUUGCUACGAGAGUUUGCAGAGGGUUUCCGUUGUGGUGCAAGGUACUCUGCAAAGAUCAACAACAGAACGCUGCUUGACUUUCUCCAGAAUCUUCCUGAAGAAAGGAGUGAUAACUCGAUCUCAACAAACUCAUUAAAACCGUUCAAUGAGGAUUUGCUCAUCUCUACCGUAAAAGCCACCAUUACAAAAACAUUUGAAGAUGCUUUACGAAAAGAGUCAGCCAAUAGCAGUAGAUCAUUUAGUCAAAUCAAAGAAGAACAAGCUGAAUUGAAGUCAAUUCUAAAGAGGGAUCUACUUCCGAAGAUUCGAGAAGUUGUAAAAGAUGCCGAAAGCAACAUACUGCAAUCAUUUCGUGAUCAGAACAACAUUAACUCUUCUGGAAGCACUCACUUGCUGAAAACGCCAAAGAGGAAUCACAAGUAUCAAGGAUUUACCCAGCAGGACCUUGAGAAUGGGCUGGCAAACACUUCAAAGGCUCCAUUUUCACCCGCUGCGCAUUCUUCGAUGUUGAGUACGCCAAAACGAAAAAGCACGACUCCGAGGCGACUAGCUCCUCACACUUCCAGUGCUGGACAGUAUUUAGCAUCGAGGAUACCGUCAGAACAACCUCAAGACUCUCCUCAGAUUUCGUUUCAAAGUAACUCGCCAUACACCGACCCACCGUCACAGUACUCGCAAAUUUCAGCCUUUACCUCAUCACCUGGAUGCACCGAUUCAUCUGAACUUGAUCUCCAAACGUUCCAAAAUCAGGUGCUAAGCGAUUUUGUUGAAUGUGGCAGCAAGCCUGAAGUGGCUAAUCGUUUAGCUGGCCUGAUCAACAGUGCGCUCGAACCUUUUAGGCCAAGCAACACGGCCUCCAUUGAAGAAACCAAUAAUGAUGCGGCUAUUCAACAGAGUAUGCAACAGCAGCAACAACAACAACCGCUUUCAAAUAAUGCCGUCAGUACUGAUACUCAAAAUGAUAACCAUAUGUUUAACCAUCCGGACCAAAUGACCGAGUUUCUCGGCACUGCGACCAAUGCCUGUAAUGAAGAUCCUGAUUUGAAGAGCAUGGUGGACAGUAUCAUUUUUUAUACGCCAUUCAAGUCGUUUAUGCCAGUUACUCCCAGCUCCGGCUCUACCUCUAACGGCUCACUGAACACUCCUCUGGUGAACUUUUGCGAUACUUUGUCAAACAAGGAAAAUACCGGAAACACUGAUUUGAUGCCUGUGAAAAAUUUCAACAGGCAGCUUGCAUCACCUGCAAAGAACAACAACUCACAGUCUCGGCUCGAGUCGUCACUUUCAUCCGUUUCUAACUCGUUUAACAAUGCUUCUGCUGGUAGUGAUGACAUUCAUAAUGUGACCGUCGUUGAAUCCACCGCAAAGCAUAAUACCUCGACAAACAGUGCUGAAAACAACUCGUCUUACCUGUCUUGUAAUGAUUCGAGUAGCAGUAUGGCUAAUGCGUCUUUAAGCAAGUCCAAACCAUCAACAAGUUCGCAAUCACACCGAAUGGACACAUCCCUCAACAGUAAUGAGCCAAACGGUGGAAGGCCAACUCAGUCAUCAUCAUCAUCAAUAUCCAAACCUGUAUUUUUAAAUCAGCAUCUAAAAAGCAGCUCAAACACCAGCAAAAAGCCAUCCUUUUCUCGGCUAGUAGCUCAACAGGAGAGUAUUAAAAAGUCACUGAAUUACUCUGGCACGUUUGAUGUCAGCUUUAGCAGCUCCAAAACUGAAAAAGAAAAGCUCGUAGCUGUACCAUCAAAGGCCAAUAAAGGGCCGUCAUCAUCUAGUCAAGGGCGCCUUCCGCUGACAACGACCAUAACUAAAGUAAGCGAAGGCGUCGACCCACCGACGAAGAUUCCUACAACAAAUUCCACCGCCAGCUCAGUUCAGACGAUCGGCUUUCAGGCAGUCAGUAGUCAUCAGGUGAUCAGCAGCACUCAGGCGAACAUCUCAGCCUCUCAGCCGACGCAAACGACUUUCAUCGUUCCACCGGGCAUGACGCUUUGGGAUCCUGACACCGGCAUUGCCACCAACACCGCCGACCAGCCGCUCAUUGUUCAAGGGAACUAUCAGCUGUGUGACUUUCAAACGCAAAUCAGCAGCACCAGUCAGAACAUCUACUUACCUCCUAACUUUGGAAAAGGUGCCGGCAAUCAGCAGCAGGCAGAGACUGCGACUGCGGCAAUCACCACCUCGUCGAUGCCCAUGAUCAGUCUGGUUAAUGCGGGAAACUCGAGACUGAUAACCGAUAAUUCAAAUACUAAUUUUAACGGGAACAGAAAGUCGGCAUCGAACAACAGACCGAGCAUUUUGUCAAAGUCUGGCCCCAACAGCCCAUUCUGCAAAGGGCCCACUUCACAAAGUGCACACCGGCAGCUGUCUGGCGAUCCAGCAUCGCCAACCUUGCGAUCUCGAAAGGAGCCACGUAAAUCAAACCUCGGGAAAAGAUCAUUUCCGGAAGAUGAUGAUGAGCCGGCUGGACAAAGACAGACCGAUGAGCAGCGAUCACUGCCUAGCCAGCCCAAGAAGGGUGGAGCGAUUAAUGAUGGUCGAGUAAAGGCUUUGAUGACUGCCGACAUCGAUGUCUUUCUGCAAAAGGUUCACAAAGGUUCACAACCUAAUGUUGACAAUAAAAGGUCCAAUGAUGCUGGCAGCUCGAAAAAGCGUUCCUCAUCAGCCAGGUCAGAAAGGUCCCAGAAGAAAUCGCCCGGCAGUAAAGGUACCAAACGAUUUGGGGGAAAGGGUUCUAGAAAAUAG